UCUCGGUUGUUCUCGCGAUACUUGGCUUUUCUGCCUCUCACCGGCCUAGGUGGCUUCAGCCCAUCCCUGCACCUGGUUAUGGCCGAUCCCAAGUAUGCGGACUUGCCCGGCAUUGCCAGGAAUGAGCCUGAUGUUUAUGAAACAAGUGACCUCCCUGAAGAUGAUCAAGCAGAAUUUGAUGCGUUUGCACAAGAGCUGGAGGAGCUAACUAGCACCAGUGUGGAACACAUCAUAGUGAACCCUAAUGCAGCUUAUGACAAAUUUAAGGACAAGAGAGUGGGUACUAAAGGGCUAGAUUUCUCUGAUCGUAUUGGCAAAUCUAAAAGAACUGGCUACGAGUCUGGAGAUUAUGAAAUUUUAGGAGAAGGACUUCAUGCAAAAGAGACCCCUCAGCAGAAAUAUCAGCGGCUACUGCAUGAAGUUCAGGAGCUGACUGCUGAAGUGGAGAAGAUCAAGAACAGCGUAAAGGAGUCCUCAGCAGAGGAGAAACUGACACCAGUUGCUCUUGCAAAACAAGUGGCUGGCCUGAAACAGCAGCUGGUCUCCACCCAUCUGGAGAAACUGUUGGGACCAGAGGCGGCCAUCAACUUAACGGACCCUGAUGGUGCUCUGGCCAAGCGCUUGCUUCUUCAGCUGGAAGCGACAAAAACUGCUAAAAGCGUUUCUACUGGUGGGAAAGGUGCUGCCAAAGUCCCAGCAGGCCCAGAAAACACCGUGACAUACGAACUGCAUUCUCGACCUGAGCAAGACAAGUUCUCUCAAGCUGCUAAAAUAGCAGAAUUGGAGAAGCGUCUGGCUGAAUUGGAAGCGUCAGUUCGUUGUGAACAGGAUGUGCAGAAUCCUCUGUCUGUUGGACUGCAGGGUGCUAGCUUAAUGGAAACUGUGGAACUCUUGCAGGCCAAAGUCAGCUCCUUAGAUGUGGCAACUCUGGACCAGGUGGAGGCAAGGCUACAGAGUGUUUUGGGAAAGGUGAAUGAGAUUGCCAAGCACAAAGCCACAGUAGAGGACGCAGACACCCAAAGCAAGGUUCAUCAGCUGUAUGCACUUGUACAGGAGUGGAGUCCCCUGGCUAGCACCCUCCCUGAGGUGGUGCAGCGCCUAGUUGCUGUGCGGCAGUUGCAUGAGCAAGCCAUGCAAUUUGGGCAGCUGCUGACUCAUUUGGACACUACCCAGCAAAUGAUUGCUAAUUCUCUGAAGGAUAAUGUAACCCUGCUGACACAGGUCCAGAAAGCCAUGAAAGAGAAUUUAGCUGCUGUGGAAGACAAUUUUGCCAACAUCAACUCACGGGUACAGAAGCUGGCCAAAUAAAUCUCCUUAACAGAAAGCCAGGGUUGGAAGAUUUGCCCACUCUGUAAACACACACUAAUUGCUCUGUCCUUUCCCUACCUUUGUCCCUUUUCUUGCAUUCAUAGCAGGAGCUGAACCUUCCUACCGGCUAGAGGACUGAGCGCUUCUAUGUUAAAAGGCAGCUGUGCCCUUCCCUCCUCCCAAUGUUUUUCCAUGUCCCUGAAGGUUGCUGGUUGCAGAGGGGAAAGUGGCACACCCUAGUGGACGGGGAAGCUCUGUCCUAGUGAGGGAGUCACUCUUUGCCCAUUUCUUGAGGAAGGUGCGCUGCCUCUUUGGCCCACAAUGAGGGCCUUUUACAUGGAAAGGUGUCUUUAAUGCUCUCAGCAUGGAGUUGAAUUGUGUUGUAUAAUUAUUUUCUGUCAUUAAACUCUGAUGCUUAC
Messenger RNA from Crotalus tigris (Tiger rattlesnake), 1727 nucleotides. RefSeq names its product dynactin subunit 2 (gene DCTN2). The record is from RefSeq and is a predicted model, not a curated record. The transcript is spliced from 16 exons. Gene Ontology annotation, biological process: mitotic spindle organization. Lineage: Eukaryota; Metazoa; Chordata; Lepidosauria; Squamata; Viperidae. Bases 79 to 1308 code for a protein of 409 amino acids. Gene Ontology annotation, cellular component: centrosome; dynactin complex; cytoplasm.